This is a messenger RNA of Scleropages formosus (Asian bonytongue), 2843 nucleotides long. RefSeq names its product potassium voltage-gated channel, subfamily G, member 1 (gene kcng1). Gene Ontology annotation, cellular component: voltage-gated potassium channel complex; membrane. Gene Ontology annotation, molecular function: delayed rectifier potassium channel activity. The record is from RefSeq and is a predicted model, not a curated record. Lineage: Eukaryota; Metazoa; Chordata; Actinopteri; Osteoglossiformes; Osteoglossidae. The coding region runs from base 437 to 1990 and encodes 517 amino acids. The transcript has 4 exons. Gene Ontology annotation, biological process: protein homooligomerization; potassium ion transmembrane transport; action potential.
UCAGAGCGCCGAGCUGGCGGCCGGGGCUGCAGCCUGUUGCUCGCCAAGCUUCAGAGAGACCGCCCGCCCGCGCCUCCAGAUGCGUGGCUGCGGCGCGCGCUCGGAGCAGGCAGCCGCUGGGAGCCGCGCAGCGAGCGCACAGCCAGUCACGGGCCGCCCUCGCGCCUCUGUCCGCGCGCGCCGUCCCCCCGCCGCGCUCUCGUGUCUCCCUCCGCGCCAGCGGUGCUGGAAAAGCCCUGGCAGGAAGACGGAGUUCACUAGAGAUGGAGGGGAAGGCUGCAUUUACAACAGGCCGGCUCGGCAGCUCACUCCAAAAUUGAACAGUGGGUAGGAGGAGGGGGGCAUUUCGGACAAGCAGACGCCAAAAAAAAAAAGGUGGCAGUGUGACAGCGAGUGGGCGGCCACCGGCAUGUGACAGCCGGGGGUUGACUUAAAGAUGACUCUGCUCACGGGAGAUGGUUCAGACUAUGACUACAGCGCUCUGAGCUGCACGUCCGACACCUCCCUGAAUCCCCCUCCCCCGCUCCAGGAGAGGGAGGCCCUCAAGGGGACCUUCUACAAGCGGGCCCAGCACCUCCCCCUGGGGAGGCCGCUGAGCGAGGCCCCGUUGCCCGGCGCCCGCAAACUCCACGCCAUCAUCAACGUGGGCGGCCUGCGCUACCAGCUGCCCUGGACCACGCUGGAGGACUUCCCGCUGACGCGCCUGGGCCAGCUGCGCUCCUGCAGCAACUUCGACGAGAUCAUGCGCGUGUGCGACGACUACGACGUCGCCCGCAACGAGUUCUUCUUCGACCGCAACCCGUGUGCCUUCCGCACCAUCCUCACGUUCCUGCGGGCGGGGAAGCUGCGUGCCCUGCGAGAGACCUGCGCCCUGUCCUUCCGCGACGAGCUGCUGUACUGGGGCAUCCCCGAGGACUGCCUGGAAUGGUGCUGCCGCCGCCGCUACCUGCAGCGCAUCGAGGAGUGCGAGGAGCUCGACCAGGCCGAGGAGGAAGAGCUGCUGGAGGCCGAGGGCGGGCUGCGAGAGCCCCGGGCCCCGCGCUCGUGGCGCGGCCUCUGCAUGGGACACCUCAGGGACAUGGUGGAGAGGCCCCACUCGGGCCUGCCCGGAAAGAUCUUCGCCUGCCUCUCUGUGCUCUUCGUCACCGUGACGGCCGUCAACCUGUCCAUCAGCACCAUGCCGGCCAUGCGAGCCGAGGAGGAGGCGGGCAAGUGCUCUCAGAUGUGCUACAACAUCUUCAUCGUGGAGACGGUGUGCGUGGCCUGGUUCUCGCUCGAGUUCACCCUGCGCUUCAUCCAGGACCGCAGCAAGCUGGCCUUCCUCCGGCGGCCCCUGAACCUCAUCGACGUGGUGGCCAUCCUGCCCUAUUACAUCACCCUGGUGGUGGACGGCACGUCCAAGGGCGAGAGGCGCCUGGGCUCCGGCAGCAACUACCUGGACAAGGUGGGCCUGGUGCUGCGGGUGCUCCGGGCGCUGCGCAUCCUGUACGUGAUGCGGCUGGCGCGGCACUCUCUCGGCCUGCAGACGCUGGGGCUGACGGCGCGCCGCUGCACGCGGGAGUUUGGCCUCCUGCUGCUCUUCCUCUGCGUGGCCAUCGCCCUCUUCUCGCCGCUGCUCUACCUGAUCGAGAGCGAGGCGGCCGGCGCCCGCGAGUUCAGCAGCAUCCCGGCCACGUACUGGUGGGCUGUCAUCACCAUGACGACGGUGGGCUACGGCGACAUGGUGCCGCGCAGCGUGCCCGGCCAGGUGGUGGCGCUCAGCAGCAUCCUGAGCGGCAUCCUGCUCAUGGCUUUCCCCGUCACCUCCAUCUUCCACACGUUCUCGCGCUCCUACGUGGAGCUCAAGCAGGAGCAGCAGCGGCUCCUGCAGCGACGGACGCACUUCCUGCUGCGCAGCCGCAUGGCGGGCAUCAGCAGCCUGUCGCUGGAGAGCGACGCCCUCUUCCCCAGCGGCACGUCCUCCUCCGAGCCCCAGAACACGGAGGACUGAGUGGCGCGGCCCAGCGGCGCCUCCCUGGUAGCUUCCUUCCCCUCGCAGCUCAUCUGUUGGUCGACACGUGUUGGUCUUCUCUCCCCCCAGAGCUCCCGCGUCCCGCACCUUCGGCCUCGUGCCGUAACGCCGAACGCGGGACAGUGCAGCUGCGACGUUGUCUCGUGUCAUACUCCAAACUGCGCACAUCACGCGCCCAAGUACGAUAUAUGACCCAUCCUCGGCGAUGCCCCACGUAACACAGAUUGGUCAAUGAAGUGUUAUUAGACUCUUCUGUAGGAUCAUAUAUCCGGUUAUCCCAGGUUAGCUCACGCACGUGUGAAAAACAUCCCUGUAAGUUAUGUAACUAAUGCAAAACAUCCUCUUCUUCCUCUUCUUGCUGCCAUUAAUGCACUGGAUUUAUUUUUUUGUUUCUUUUUUUUUUUUUUUCUCAUCGUGCUGUAGAACACCAGUAAAUGUACUCCUGGUCUGUUUGGACUUGGAUCCAUAUUUAAGGUGUUAUGAAGCAGUGUGAUUGGUGAGGUACGCAUGUUGUGGUCCCCAAGGGUCGUCCUGUCCAGCCCUGCCCAAAGAAAUGAAAAACCCCCCAAAAAAUGGUUCGUAAAGUUCUUGCCUGUGCUCAAAAAAGGUAUUUUGCAUUUUAAACGGAAGCUAUAAUGAUGUGCAGGAUGAACGCUUUAUAUUACUCUGAAUAUAUGAAAGUUACACAGCCUAUAAAUGAAUCUGUGUCAUUAUUUUAUAUAAAAUAGCCAACCUGCCCUUGUAUCAUUCGGAGUGGAGUUACAAUAAAUCUUCAUAUGUUCACUAUGAUAUAAGUAUUAUUACCUACUGUGAAUAUGAAUGAAUGAAUGAA